Messenger RNA from Mesocricetus auratus (golden hamster), 3374 nucleotides. RefSeq names its product zinc finger DHHC-type palmitoyltransferase 8 (gene Zdhhc8). Gene Ontology annotation, molecular function: palmitoyltransferase activity. Gene Ontology annotation, biological process: protein palmitoylation. The record is from RefSeq and is a predicted model, not a curated record. The transcript has 11 exons. Bases 131 to 2419 code for a protein of 762 amino acids. Lineage: Eukaryota; Metazoa; Chordata; Mammalia; Rodentia; Cricetidae.
GGUGGGAUUUCCUCCGCUGCUGCUGCCGCGGAUCCUGCGCCGCGUCCAGCCCGCGAGUCCGACCCCGGCCCGACCCGGCCGGCCCCGCCUGCCCGGCCCCGGGGAGGGAUGCGGCGGCGCGGCGCCCAGGAUGCCCCGCAGCCCCGGGACGCGCCUCAAACCCGCCAAGUACAUCCCGGUGGCCACGGCAGCUGCGCUGUUGGUUGGCUCCAGCACCCUCUUCUUCGUAUUCACGUGCCCAUGGUUGACAAGGGCGGUGUCUCCAGCUAUUCCUGUCUACAAUGGCAUCCUCUUCCUCUUUGUCUUGGCCAACUUCAGUAUGGCCACCUUCAUGGACCCUGGAGUCUUCCCCCGAGCGGAUGAGGACGAGGACAAGGAGGAUGACUUCCGGGCCCCACUGUACAAGAAUGUGGAUGUGCGGGGCAUCCAGGUCCGCAUGAAGUGGUGUGCAACAUGCCACUUCUACCGUCCACCCCGAUGCUCACACUGCAGCGUCUGUGACAACUGUGUGGAGGACUUUGACCACCACUGCCCCUGGGUCAACAACUGCAUCGGACGGCGCAACUACCGCUACUUCUUCCUGUUCCUGCUGUCACUCAGUGCACACAUGGUGGGUGUGGUGGCCUUUGGCCUGGUCUACGUGCUCAACCACUCAGAGGGGCUGGGAGCUGCCCACACCACCAUCACCAUGGCUGUCAUGUGUGUGGCUGGCCUUUUCUUCAUUCCUGUCAUCGGCCUCACUGGCUUCCACGUGGUACUGGUCACGCGGGGGCGCACCACCAAUGAGCAGGUGACUGGGAAGUUCCGCGGGGGUGUGAACCCCUUCACCCGAGGCUGCUAUGGGAACGUGGAGCACGUGUUAUGCAGUCCCCUGGCGCCCCGGUAUGUGGUGGAGUCCCCGAGGAUGCCGCUCUCAAUAAGCCUAAAGCCACCCUUCCUGAGGCCUGAGCUCCUGGAACGAGCUGUGCCCCUCAAGGUCAAACUUAGUGACAAUGGACUGAAAGCUGGCCGCAGCAAGUCCAAGGGCAGUCUGGACCAGCUGGAUGAGAAGCCUCUGGACCUUGGACCUCCAUUGCCCCCCAAGAUAGAGGCUGGUACCUUUGGGAGAGACCUGCAGACCCCGAGACCUGGCAGUGCUGAGAGUGCCCUAUCAGUACAGAGGACCAGCCCCCCAACACCUGCCAUGUAUAAGUUCCGGCCAGCUUUCUCCACUGGCCCCAAGACACCCUUUUGUGGACCUAGUGAACAGGUCCCGGGCCCUGACUCCCUUACUCUGGCAGAUGACAGCACUCACAGUCUAGACUUUGUGUCCGAGCCCAGCCUGGAUCUCCCAGACCACGGGCCUGGUGGCCUGCAUCCUACCUAUCCCCCUUCCCCAACCCUCAAUGCCACCGAUGCCUUCUCAGGUGCCUUACGCUCCCUGAGUCUCAAGGCUGCCAGCCGGCGGGGUGGGGACCACAUGACCCUGCAGCCGCUGCGCUCUGAAGGCGGGCCCCCCACACCCCACCGUGGUCUCUUUGCUCCUCAUGCACUGCCCAACCGAAAUGGCAGCCUGUCCUAUGACAGCCUACUUAACCCUGGCUCACCCAGCGGCCAUGCUUGUCCCACACACCCCUCGAUUGGCAUGGCCAGCUAUCAUUCACCCUACCUGCACCCUGGGCCAUCAGAUCCACCACGGCCCCCACCCCGCAGCUUCAGUCCUGUGCUGGGUCCCCGACCUAGGGAACCCUCUCCUGUGCGCUAUGACAACCUGUCUCGGACCAUCAUGGCCUCCAUCCAGGAGCGCAAGGACAGGGAAGAGCGUGAACGGCUGCUGCGCUCCCAGACUGACUCACUCUUUGGCGAUUCUGGUGUCUAUGAUACACCCAGCUCCUACAGCCUGCAACAGGCCAAUGUGUUAACAGAAGGUCCCCGUGGCUCUGGGCUGCGCUAUGGCUCCAGGGAUGAUCUUGUGGCUGGGCCUGGCUUCGGUGGUGCCCGAAAUCCUGCUUUGCAGACGUCAAUGUCCUCACUGUCGAGCUCUAUGAGUCGGGCACCACGGACAUCUUCUUCCUCCCUGCAGGCUGACCAGGCCAACAACAAUGCCCCAGGAACCCGGCCUGGCAGUGGUUCGCACAGGUCACCUGCCCAUCAGGGCCUGCCUUCCCCACCAGGCACUCCCCGAUCGCCCUCUUACACAGGCUCCAAGGCUGUCGCCUUCAUCCACACGGACCUCCCAGACCGGGCACCCUCACUGGCUAUGCAGAGGGAUCACCCUCAGCUGAAGACCCCCCCAAGUAAGCUUAACGGGCAGUCCCCGGGCAUGGCCCGUCUGGGGCCUGCUGCCAGCCCCAUGGGGCCCAACGCCAGCCCUGCCCGGCACACGCUGGUUAAGAAGGUGUCCGGCGUGGGUGGGACUACGUACGAAAUCUCGGUGUAAGGACUGAGCACCACUCAUCUGCUGUGACCCCACGGGGACCAGGACCCCCACAGUAGCUCCCCCACCCCCAUCAACUUCUCUGCCCCAGGGAGAGGAGGCCACCCAAGCCUGGUGUGGACACAUCAACAGGAAAGGAAGCUCCGCCUCCACAGCUUGUGCUGCAGCCUCUGCCUGCCCGUCCACUGUCUACUCACAGGGCAGAUGGACCCAAGGCUGUGAUGGGGGCCUGGACUGCCUCCUCCAUCAGCCCGUCUCAGCCCUGCACCCUAUUGCCCUCAGUCCCCAAGGCCAGUCCCCAACGGUCCCAUGGGCCGACUGCAUCCUUUCCGGAUGGGUUGCUGUAGCCCCAUGCUCCCAGCUGCUCCUAAUACAUGGCCUUUCACUGACCUAGCUGGUAGCUUGUUGCUUGGCAAGGCCUGUGCUUUGCAGGGAGUGUAGCCCUGGCCUGCUCUGGGUUGUGAUGGAUGGAUGGACAGAUAAUGUAGCUGUAUCAGGGGUCCCAGCUCCCUGUGUUCCUGUCUCGCCUGGCUGGUGGGUUUAUGUUCCUGUGUCUGUAUGCUGUGCUGCCGUGCCGCGUCUCCUGUGUUAGUGCUCGGCUGCCACUGUUCUCUCAUCAAAGCCUUAACUUCUGCUUUAUGCUCUUGUGGGAGGUGAUGGGGUGGUAGGCCAGAGCAGGGAGGGGCCAGAUGCUGCCCCAGGGACUGGUGGGGCCUGGAGCGCCCGCCCUCCCUCCCAGGCCUUCCCUGCCAAACUGGAGAGUCCUCACCCCAAAGCAUACAGAGUUCCCAGCACUGGCUUGACCAGUGCCGCUGGAAAGCACAUCAGGGAGGGUCGGUUCUCCCCCUGGCGUCAGGGACCCGAGUAAGCACAUGGCAGCGUCUGCUUGCAUUGUCUGUUUUACGUUUUUAUAUUUACAUCUAUAUAUCUAUAAUUUUAUUAAAAAAAGGAAAAAUCA